UACAUCAAUAUUAAUUUGUUAAUGAUUCCAUGAUUAAUACUUUUUAACUUAAUCAACAAUGUAUUAGUUUGAUAUGUUAGCACAUUUAGUAGAUGAAGUGUAAGAACCAGCUAGUAACUUCCGCAACCAGUGAUUUGGAAAGCUCUGUUUUAUUAUAAAUAAUUUAAAUUAAAAAAAAAAUUCGAAUGUCGUUGUACUCUAAGUGCCUUAUAUUAUUAUAUGAAACAUAAUAUUUUAUAUAUUAUAUUCUUCAUCAUAACUGGAAUAAUAUAUAUAUAUAUAUAUAUAUAUGGUUAAUUGUCGCCGUAUUAUCAGAAUCUGUUCUAAAAACACAAUCAGCUGACAGCAGUAUUUCAAAUGGUUUGAAGCUUAUAAGUUACAUCAGGUUUUAUGCAAAGGAAGUAAAUUUAUCAACAUUACCGCGAGUGUCAGUCUAAUAGUGGCCAGAUAAGGAAUAAAGUAAAUGUUGCCAAAUAUAGUGGUUGGUUGUCUUAUCUUGUUGGUGUUCUGCCCAAUGGUCUGUUUCCCUGACCAUACAACAUAAUAUAGGAUUAAACAAAAGUAUUAACCUAAUAACAUAGCAUUAUUACCGAAUAGUAUAGACUAUAGACCAUAUGUUGUAUCUAUAACAGGAAAAUAACAACGAGGAAGAGGAGUGGGAUGAGGUACUAUUUUUUUUUCCGUAUCGUAGAUAUAUUUAAAUAUAUGUACAAUAUUGUGUCCUGACUUAACAGGUUAUACAAGUAUUUAUACAAUUUAUAACUUUUAUUUUACUGUCCAUUGACUUUUAUUUGUGCCAAAAAAGUAAUUCACCAUCCUUUUCUAAGUUCUUGGGUACAAUUUGUGUGCCUUAACUACUUGGAAAUAAUAAAAUAAGGUACCUAUUGCCCGUUUUGAUUUAAUCGAACACGUACAUAGCACCUAAAUGAACGAACAACGAAGAUUGUACACGGAUACUAUACUUUAAUUUCAUGUAAAGCGAGUGAUUUACUGUUUUGAAAAUAUAAAGAUAACCAUUUAAGAUGUGGUUAUUCAACACUAAAAUAAUAUUUAUUUGUGGACAUUUUAUGUGAACUCUAAAUUGGUAUAUUAUACUAUGUAUAUUUUAUCUAUAGGCAUUACAUCGAAGAACGUGUCAAAGUUAUGAUUUAUCAUUUCAACGUUAAAAAAAAUUAAAAUUAAAUCUGCUUAGGUACCUAAUUUUAAUAUUAUAAUUGCGGACAAAAUAUGUUCUACAUUUUCAUACUUAAUUGAUUAAAUAAUGCAAAUUUAAUUUACAAUUCUAUUGUGUAAUUUCUAAACUACCAUGGUAAUGAUUUUAUUGUAACAAUAACAAUGUAAUGAUUGUGUUUAGAUAACAAUUUCAUAUUGAGGGUUUGCAGGGAACGUUCUAUAUAGACCCUAGACCCUUUAAGUCAAACAUUGUUUGUUGAACACAACUGAAAAAAAAUCGGUGAAUACUUAACAGUAACUAAGAAGUGAAUUGAUUUUUAAUUAUAUUCAAUAAUAUUAGUUUUCCUCAUUUGAUUGUCACGCAGUGUGUUUCACUUUUAGUGGAAUAAAUAUGAACCAAUCACAAGUAAUUUCAUCUGAGAUUAUUAAAAAAUCAUAUUUGAAACAUGAAUGUUCAAAAGAAGUCGCCCUCAUACUGUCGUUGGAACAAGAAUUCGACUGGUUAAUUAUAACCAAAUUAAAUCUGAGUCUUUUAAAUAUAGUGCACAUUGUUGGGUUAAGAUUGGUUACAAAUCUACAAUGUUUGACACUGUCACACAACAAAAUAAAAAAAAUCGAAAACCUCGAUUGCCUCAUGAAGCUGGAAGAACUAAACCUUUCAUAUAAUAGAAUAACAACAAUUGAAAAUCUUGAUCAUUUAACAAAGUUAAAUGUUUUAAGCUUGAGUGGCAACUAUAUUUCAGAAUUGAAAAAUUUGGAUAACAGUUCACAGUUACAAGCAUUUUAUAUAAGCCAUAAUGAGAUAAUCGACAUUAAUCAAAUAUUCUAUUUGAAACGUUUCAAGUAUUUACAGUGCAUGGAAUUGUCAAACAAUCCAGCCACCGAUAAUAAUAGACAACUAAUUGUUGAUCAAUUUCCAAAGUUAAUAUAUCUGGAUAAUAAAUAUAUAACGGCCGAGGAACGCUCAUUACCUGUUGAACCAAACGAUGAAUACAGUUUAGUAGGUUCAAAAGUAUUGGCAGAGUCUAACAUAAUACACAAAGCUUUUUUAAAUGAGAAUGACGGUAUAACAUUUUUCAAUUAUUUAUACUACGAAGAUGUUGAUGGUGAAUUGUUAAGUAAAUGGAACUCAACUGUUAAGGUGGCUUUUGAAAAAUAUAAGAAACAAAUUACCGAUAGUGCAAUGGAAUUGUUUAAUACAAGUCUACAAAAACUAACGGUGAGAGAUGAAAUGUUUUCCAAGUUUAAAAUGAGUCAUAACAGAUUUGAAAGGAAAUUAACUUAUAAGAGCCGUGAUAUUUUAAAAGAGUUUGAAGAAAGAAGAAGAAUAAGGAUGGCUCCUUCUUCUCAAGAACAAUCAAGUGAUUUUGAUUCAAAUGAAACAAGUAUUAGUCAGGAUUCAGAUAAUGUUGAACAUUCAAAUGAACAAAUUUCAAUUGAAUCUUUCAUACCUGUUUCCGAGUCCGACAUAAUUGCAUUGAAAAUGAAAUUGCACGAAAAAAACAAUUAUAUGAAUAAAUCCAUCACGGAUAUGAUAAGCAAAUAUACAAACUUUGUAGAAGAAGAACUCAAAUCAUUUUUGGAGUUGUUAGUGCCAAUUUUUUUUAAUAUGCGUGAAAUUGUAAGUACCUAUUCUGAAAUAUUGAGUGAAAACAUUAGGUUGGCAGUAAAUAAUCCAAUAAAAGUAAUACCAAAGGAGUUCAUUAAUCAUUUUGGAGAUAGAUUUUCAAUAAAUGAUGCUGCAGUUAAAAUGUCUGAUAAACACAUGGAAAUGAUAUACAAAAGGGAAGAAAAACUUAAUUCUGAUGCAAAAAAAUGGGCUGAACAAUUAAUUAAAGAUUUGAAAAAUUCUGAAAAGCAAAGAUUUUGGAUGGUAUUUGAAGAAAUAACGAAAUAUUACGAUAAUGUAUCGUCUUGGCUUAAAGCUUCAGAAGAACUAUACAUCUUGGACAAAUUAUAUAACUAGGUAAUAAAAUGCAGUACCUGGAAAUUAUAAUUACAGUAUAAUUUACACAUAUAAUUGUUCGGAAAUCGUAAAAAAAUGUAGAUUAACAAUAUUAAAAAAUUAAAUAUUAUUAAA
This is a messenger RNA of Acyrthosiphon pisum (pea aphid), 3253 nucleotides long. Its product is annotated as dynein regulatory complex subunit 3-like. The transcript has 4 exons. NCBI's taxonomy places the organism in Eukaryota, Metazoa, Arthropoda, Insecta, Hemiptera, Aphididae. Gene Ontology annotation, molecular function: protein binding. The record is from RefSeq and is a predicted model, not a curated record. The coding region runs from base 1565 to 3139 and encodes 524 amino acids.